Molecule: messenger RNA, 1679 nt
Organism: Myotis davidii
Lineage: Eukaryota; Metazoa; Chordata; Mammalia; Chiroptera; Vespertilionidae
Gene: GEMIN7
Product: gem nuclear organelle associated protein 7
Exons: 2
Coding region: 871-1266 (131 amino acids)
Biological process (GO): spliceosomal snRNP assembly
Cellular component (GO): SMN-Sm protein complex
Molecular function (GO): RNA binding
Source: RefSeq, a predicted model, not a curated record
CUGUUUGCCUUUUUUUUAAAAUGUAGAGGUAAAGUCAUCCAACGUACAGAUGUAGCUAUGGCUCCUUACAUAUUUUGUUCUAUCUAAAGUUAGGUAUUUCAGCUCUGAGAUGAAGACAAUGAUCCCAUUAAAAUGACAACAUUUCUGAAAAAUGGGUUUCAUAUUUAUUUGAUGGGAAAUAAACUCCCCACUACCCCCCCAAAAAACAACAACAACAAAACCUCUAGUCCAGAGCUACUGUUCACAACCGUGGCUAACACAUGGUGUCCAUGCAGAGAGAGGGCCCUGAGACAAGGAAUGUUGUUAAACUUUUUAAACCAGCUUCUUCUUUAUUGUUCCGAAUAAGAAUCCUGAAGAAAAGCAUUUUCCUUUUAGCCCAAGCGGCUAUGAAUAGUAAAAACCAGCUGAUUUGAAGUCCCUGGAAUGCAUGGAACUUAGACUCUCCUAACGCACACAGCCAGCUCCCAGGCUCUGAGUCUGCCUUUUAGGAAGACUGGUGCUCGCUGGGUCCCCGGCUGUUUAUCCUUCUGGGGGGUGGUUUUGAGUGGCUGCUGCUUUGGCAUCUGGCUGCUGGGUUUCAGUUUUGGGAUCUUCUCCAUUUCCAGCACUUUUCUUCUCUUGUCUGCUGCCACGACGGCCCCCAUGAUUUCCAUGAUUUCCGGCGGUGGCUGAUCACUUCCCUGGAGCUGGGCCGGAGUUCAUAAACCUGGACUUGACCUGGGACAUCUGUUGCUUUCAAUUUCUUUCCAGGAUGGUCUGAACCUUGCUAACACCAUCUCCCCUGGCCUGACGGACAUCAGCUGGUCGUCCUUCAGGAUCUACCCAGUCCAGAGCCAGUAGCUCUUUGGUCCCUUAUCAGCAGCCCGGACAAUGCAGACACCACUGCCCAGUCCUGUGCCCGUGCUCCGGCUGCCCCGGGGCCCCGAGGGCUUGAGCAGAGGCUUUGCCCCCGAUGGACGGAGGGCCCCCCUGGAGCCAGAGGUUCCUGGAACCCCGGAGUCUCCUGUAGUUCACGAAUGUCAGGAAUCCCAGGAACAGCGGGCCCGAGCCCUCCUCCGGGAGCGCUACCUCCGCAGCCUGCUGGCCAUGGUGGGUCGCCAGGUCAGCUUCACCCUGCACGAGGGUGUGCACGUGACCGCCCACUUCGGCGCCACGGACGUGGAGGUGGCCAACUUCUACGUGCUGCAGCUGCAGACGCCAAUAGGCGUGCAGGCGGAGGCGCUGCUCCGGUGCAGUGACAUCAUUGCAUACACCUUCAAGCUGUGAAGACCUCAUUGUGGUCACCUGCUGCCUUGGGCCCAGCCAGAUUCCCGGGCUUCCAGCAGUUCCAGGUCUCUGGGCCUCAGAGUUCGGAAUUCCCUUGGAGUUUUGGGCCAAGCUCCAAGCAACUGACUUCUUCAGGUCUCCAGUGUCUAGUCAGUAAAAUUCUGCAACCCCACAAGUUCUAGAUCGCAUUGAAAGGAAUGCUCUACCUCACAGAACUUUACACUCUACAGAAAUGUGGGUCUUGGGGCAGUUCCUGAAGACUGGAGGUGGGUGGGGCCGGGGAGGGGGCAGGGAAUAAAGGAAGGCAAAUUGCAGAGUGGGAAAUUGUUUAUUAUAGAAGUUGCAAAGUUCAGUCACCCUGAAGAAAUUCCCCAAUACUACCCUCCUGCCAAAGAACAAUUAUUACAGGAAAA